AAAUAUCUAUAUAUCGAAUUAAAACUAUUUUUAAAAAUCCUAAAUAAUUAAAAAUUUAAGAUUAUAAAAAUUACUAAGCCAUUGCAAGAGGGCAAGAAAGCCUAGAGUGUUUAAAUUACACGGACCACGCCAAAAAAGAAAUCUCUCUCUCUCUCUCUCUCUCUCUUUGUUAAUAUAUAUUUAUAUUUAUAUAUAUACAUAUAUAUAUAUAUAUUCAUAUAUGUAUAUAUUUAUAUAUAUAUAAACGAAACUCCACUUCAUGAUACUAAUCCUAAAAAGAGAACACCUUACGAUCCGUUAAUAGAAUAAAACAAUAAACUUAAAUUCCAUCAAUGAAAUCCUAAAGAACGCAAAAACAAAUUUGAAUUAAAGAAAGCAAAUAUCAAGUAGUAUUCUAAACUUGCAUCUGAUCCCAAAGAUUAUAAAUCUACAUCUCUCUCUCUUUCUGUCUAUCUCUCUCUUCUAUUUUCUCUUCAAAAAAAUCUCUUUCUCUAAUUUGAGAUAUAAGCGUAUCUCGUGUGUGUAUGUGCGUGUGUGUGUUUGUGUGAACUGUAUAACUGUAUAUCACAAUUUACUCCAACUUUUAUUAUAAACAAGAACGAAAACAAAAAAGCAAUACUAUAAAAAAAAAAAAAAACAAACAAACAAACAAAAGAAAAAAAAACAAAACAAACCCAACACAAGAGAGAGAGUUCUUAUUUAAUUUAACUAAAAAGACUUUAAACCGCCGCGUAAACGCGUUCGUUCUCGCGUAUAUUAAACCUGCGCAUUUUUCUCGCUCGCCAUUUUUUACCAUACUGUACUCUCUCAUCUCAAAAAGCGAAUGCAGUAUAAUUUAGUGCCUCUUUGUUUUUAUUAAAUUAAUUCGUUUCGUCAAACAAACAUAAAUCGGUAUACUUUCCUGUGCAAAACUGAUAAAAAAGAAAGAAAAAAAAGAAGCAAAAACGAAAACAAGAAAUAACUCUUAUAAAAAAAAGCUACCGUUAUUCAGCAGAAUAAACAUAAAUAGAUCAGCUCUUGGCUUAAAACUUUUCUCUUUCCACGAUGAAUACUCAGUCAAAAGUCUAUCGUACUGGCGAAGAAAUCUACGAUAAUUUGCCGUGUGAUGGAUUUUUCAAUAUGAACGCAAUACGUAAUAUGGGUAUUUCGAAUAACUUUCCGCCUAUUGGUACAUUUUCACUUGAGACAGCUUUGGGGCCGCCCACGCCGCAUCAACAUCAGCCUCAGGGCCCACCGCCACCAAUGGGUCAGGGUGCCCCAAUUGGUUUUUUCGAUGCUAACGAAGUAACGGAUGUUAUGCAAAAUCCGUCCACCAUAGGGGUAUUCCAAUCCAAUAGUGUUCUUAGCAAUGGUGGUGGGACUUCAUCCUCAAUGUAUGGUUCUCAAUCGAAUUCUUCUUCAGCUGCCAAUGAUCCAAGUCAAACUACACGUGAGACUGGUAUAAUUGAAAAACUUUUGCAUUCGUAUGGCUUUAUACAGUGUUGUGAGCGUCAGGCGCGCUUAUUUUUUCAUUUUUCGCAAUUCAGUGGCAAUAUUGAUCAUUUAAAGAUCGGUGACCCUGUAGAAUUUGAAAUGACUUAUGAUCGUCGAACGGGUAAACCAAUUGCUAGUCAAGUUUCUAAAAUAGCUCCAGAAGUGGUCUUGUCGGAGGAGCGUGUUACCGGUACUGUGACCACCGAAUUGCGUACCGAUAGCGCAAAUAAUUUGUUGUCGUCCAGUGAGACUACCGGCCGAAUUAGUUAUGAGAACCGCGGUGAAUGCUUUUUCUUGCCCUAUACCAAAGACGAUGUUGAGGGUAAUGUUACUUUGCGAGCUGGCGAUAAGGUCAGCUUCCAAAUAGCUACCAACCAAAGAGGUAAUCUGGGCGCAUGUCAUAUUCGCUUAGAGAACCCAGCACAGCCAGUUAAAUAUCGAGGCGUGGUAUGCUCAAUGAAGGAGUCGUUCGGUUUCAUUGAACGUGCCGACGUGGUUAAAGAGAUUUUCUUUCAUUUUUCGGAAGCUGAAGGAAAUGUCGAACUACGUCCAGGCGAUGAUGUUGAAUUCACCAUACAAACUCGUAGUGUAAGAUAUAUUUAUUUUUUUUUAAGUACGUGUGUCAUCAUGAUUUGUUUUUUUGUCGUUCCAUUAAAGGGUCGCGAAUUUGCUUGCAAUAUAACACGUUUGCCUCCGGGUUCCGUCAUUUUCGAAGAUGUAGAUACGGUUAUCUAUAAGGGUCAAGUGUUGAAGCCAUUGGAUCGCAACAAUCCCAUGCGUCCCACGAAUGAUCCGUUGCCCGGUCGCAUACGCUAUCGUGCACCUGAUUAUUCAGAAGUUGAAGUACCAUUUGGAGAUAAAGACCAGAAGGGCGACUUUACUUUGCGUCACGGCGAUUGGGUUCAGUUUCUAUUGGCUACAGAUCGCCGGGAUCAAUUGCAGCGAGCGACAGCAAUUUCUCUGUUGGAUGAGACCUUUAAAGUUUCAGGAGAGAAGCGCGAACAGGGCGUUAUCGCUUCAUUAAAGGAAGGUUUCGGUUUUAUACGUUGUGUGGAACGUAAUGUGCGUUUAUUUUUUCAUUUCACUGAAAUCCUUGACACAAGCCGUGAAAUCGCUAUUAACGAUGAGGUGGAAUUUACUGUAGUCCAAGAACAGGGUGUGCCCUAUAACACUUCGCGUUUACAUGCGAUACGUAUACGACAUUUGCCACCCAAUUCUGUGCAAUUUGAAACAUUAGUGGCCAGCAAUAUUGAGGGUUAUGUUACUCGUGAGGCACCCAAGAGUCCAAUAAAAUCUCAAGACCGUGUUGAAGGCGGUGUUAUAACGUAUGAUCAUGGUGAACUUAAAAAGACUAUAAUGUAUUUCCUUAAAGACUGCGAAAAACCACCAAGGAUUGGAGAUCGUGUACGCUUCGAUAUUUAUUUGGUAAAAAGAAAUAAAGAAUUGAUUGCUGUUAACGUACAACAGUUGCAUGUAAUGCAACCGGGCACGCAACAACUGCAGCCGCCACCACCACAACCAUUACAACAGUUACAGCAGCAAUCAGUCACAAUGCAACAGCUGGCAUCGAAUACAACGAAUCCACAACAACAACAACAACAACAACAACAACAACAGCAGCAGCAGCAACCACAACAACAACAACAACAACAACAGCAACCACAACAACCACAACAACCACAACAGCAACCAGCACAACAUCAUCAUACCAUUCACGCCAAUCAAAACAGUGAUCAAACAUUGCUGCCAAACGGUAUAGGCAGUGGCAUUGUUAUACAGCAAAACGGAUAUUUACCGAUGGUUGGUAAUCAGAUUAUGAUCGCUGCCUCCACCCCUCGUAUCGAGGACUAUAACAAAUUGGACAACAAUAAUUUGGCUACCAAUGCUAGUGGACAAAUUGUCUAUCGGGGUUUUAUAGCCGUUAUUAAGGAGAACUUUGGUUUUAUUGAAACUAUGUUGCACGAUGAAGAAGUAUUCUUUCACUUCAGCAACUAUGUAGGCAAUCCUAACUGGUUAGAAUUGGGUCAGGAAGUAGAAUAUAUUCUGUCGCCGAAUGGCAAUACAUCUGUGUCGGGCAAUUGUUUGCCAGCAGAGAAUGUACGCACCUUGCCAAAGGGAACCAUACCGCAGCCAAGUGUAUUGGAGGGCAUGCACAACGGUGUUGUUGCACGUCCGUUACGUUGCAUCAAUCCUGAUCAGCAGGAGUAUGCUGGACUAAUUGAAGUGUUUGACGAAUCGCGUACACAGGUGUUAGCCAAGCAUGAGUUCGGCAUUACCAGUUUAGUCAAUAAACGAGAUUUAUUGCAAAAAGGCGAUUUGGUUACAUUCAAAGUUGAUGAGACUGGCCGAGCUGCUGAAAUCACUGCCGUCCGCCAAAAGAAACGUGCUACGGUUGAUUCUAUCAAGGGUCAAUUCGGAUUUCUCAAUUAUGAGAUAGAAGAUGGCAAAAAACUGUUCUUCCACAUGUCUGAGGUGCAGGGCAAUGCUGUAGCCUUGCAUCCCGGUGAUACUGUGGAAUUUUCGGUCGUUACUAAUCAGCGAAAUGGAAAAUCAUCGGCUUGCAAUGUUUUGAAAAUCAAUGAUCGUCCAGAUCGUUUGAUUUCACGUCUCAAAUUGACCGAUGACACAUUGCCACGUUUAACAGUUGUAAGAGCACCCAGAGGUCCCCAAGGCAAAGGCUUUUUACUACAAGCUCGUUUACCACGCAUUCCUGGCACUUUCGUGGAAUAAGCUGUAGACCCAUAGAGCCCCGUGUAAAAAAUAGAAACAAAAUUAUGUCAUUAAGUUUUCCCAACUUCCCGCCACUCUCUAUAUAUCUUUUCACAAGCCGUUCAAGUCAAAAUCGUCAAUGUUAUACGACAUUUCAUCAUUGAAACUACUACAGUUUGAGAUAAAAGCAAAACAAAAUAAAACAAAACAAAA
This is a messenger RNA of Glossina fuscipes, 4395 nucleotides long. RefSeq names its product cold shock domain-containing protein E1 (gene Unr). The coding region runs from base 1045 to 4203 and encodes 1052 amino acids. The transcript has 11 exons. NCBI's taxonomy places the organism in Eukaryota, Metazoa, Arthropoda, Insecta, Diptera, Glossinidae. The record is from RefSeq and is a predicted model, not a curated record. Gene Ontology annotation, molecular function: nucleic acid binding.